This is a messenger RNA of Parnassius apollo (apollo), 630 nucleotides long. Lineage: Eukaryota; Metazoa; Arthropoda; Insecta; Lepidoptera; Papilionidae. The record is from the annotation of a GenBank genome assembly.
AUGACAAUGGGUGAUGAAUUGCCUGUAACUUCCUUAGUUUUACCAGUUCUUAUACGGCCUGUUUUAACCCAGCUAGAGAAAUAUGACUUGGGGGCAUCUCAGACAUUACGUGCUGCUCUUACAAAGGCUGAGGCUGCCGUGCCCGGUCUUAAUUAUGAUUUGGUAGCUGGCAUAAUGAGAAGAGCUGAUAUACCAGUCAAUAUGAAUGAAAGUUUGUUAAGGCUUCAAGGAACUCUCACUGAAACUGAAUGUGCUGACUUGAGAUUAAAUCGAUCUGAAGAAGCAUUUCAGGAAUUGAAUAAGAAAUCUGCAGCUUUAAAGAAAAUUUUGAGCAGAAUUCCUGAUGAAAUUACAGACCGAAAAACUUUUUUGGAGACAAUUAAGGAGAUAGCGUCUGCAAUUAAAAAAUUAUUAGAUGCUGUAAAUGAGGUGUCAGCAUAUACACCGGGACCUGGAAAGCAAGCAUUAGAACAGCGAAAGAGAGAAUUUGUCAAAUACUCAAAACGGUUUUCAAAUACUUUAAAAGAAUACUUCAAGGAGGGACAGGCUAAUGCUGUAUUUGUAAGUGCACUAUAUCUUAUUCACCAAACAAAUCAAAUUUUGUAUACUGUUAAAAAUAAGUCAGAAUAA